CUUCCACGUUGAUCAGGAAGCAUAGUUGCAGCAGAAUACAGGAAGCAGCAGUUUUGUCAACUAGUUCUUCAACGAACAAAGUCUCUCCACGAUUACAGAGACUUUUCAUGCUUUAAGCUGAAAUGGCAGAGAAAGUUCUGGUCACAGGUGGAGGCGGCUAUAUUGGGAGUCACUGUGUUCUGGAGCUGAUUGAAGCAGGCUUCCAACCCGUGGUGGUGGAUAACUUCAGCAAUGCAGUACGAGGAGAAGGUGACGUGCCAGAAAGUAUACGUCGGAUAGAGAAGCUCCUGAGUACAAGUAUUGAAUUUCAUGAACUGGACCUUCUGGAUCGCUCUGGACUGGAGAAGCUAUUCAAAGAGCAUUCCUUCAGCGCAGUGAUGCACUUUGCUGGUUUGAAGGCCGUCGGGGAGUCGGUGGAGCAGCCGCUACGGUACUACAGGGUCAACCUGACCGCCUCCAUGAACCUCAUUGAGGUGAUGCAGGCUCACAACGUGCACAAUCUGGUCUUCAGCAGCUCAGCCACUGUUUACGGUGACCCCCAACAUUUGCCCAUCGAUGAGCUGCACCCCGUAGGAGGCUGCACCAACCCGUACGGAAAGACCAAGUUCUUCAUCGAGGAAAUGAUCAAGGAUCACUGUCGAGCUGAGAAGAACUGGAACGCUGUGCUGCUGCGCUACUUCAACCCAAUUGGCGCUCAUCCCUCUGGCCAGAUCGGGGAGGAUCCUCAGGGCAUCCCUAACAAUUUACUGCCCUAUGUUGCUCAGGUGGCAGUUGGAAGAAGGGAACACCUGAAUGUGUUUGGCAACGACUAUGACACGGUUGAUGGGACAGGAGUUCGAGAUUACAUCCAUGUGGUGGACCUGGCGAAAGGACACAUCGCCGCUCUGAAGAAGCUGAAGGACAACUGUGGCUGCAAGGUCUAUAACCUGGGAACAGGCCACGGCUACUCAGUGCUGCAGAUGGUGACAGCUAUGGAGAAGGCUUCAGGGAAGAAGAUUCCCUACAAAGUCACGUCACGGAGGGAUGGAGAUGUGGCCUCCUGCUAUGCUAACCCUUGUCUGGCAGAGAAAGAGCUGGCCUGGAAGGCUCAAUAUAACCUGGAAGUGAUGUGUGCGGAUCUGUGGCGCUGGCAGUCCAAGAACCCGACGGGAUUUUCCCCCGAAACACACUCUUGACCUCACGAGUCUGAACUGCAACAUGGGGCCAAAGCUAAUAUUUCCAUUUGACACUAAGAGAAACCUCUUUUCUUUAUACUUGAAUUGAUUUGACAUUGAUUUUAACUCACUGUGCUGAAUCCAGAAAAUCAUAUCAAACUUGGAUUUAAAUAAGGCAGUGAACUGUAGUCCUGCACAGCUACUUUUUAAAGAGCUCACAGAUCAGAAGGUGCAAUUGCAGGAUUUCUGUGAUUGUCACAUCAUGUACUAAGGGAAUUUUAAUUCAGUGUCUUUUAAUGAAUCGUGUUGUUUGAUAUCCAAGAUACCUGGGUUUUGGUGAUGUAUGGUGUGGAUGCUGCAUCAAUGAACUGUAACCAGAAGUUAAACGAUUUUGUGUCUGAUGACACAGCAGAUCCUCUGUUUAAGCUGUAAGGAAUUGAAGUUGUUCAAGAAGUCUGAAAAUACCUGUUAGAGGAGCUACACCAAAUACUGAGUCAAAGAAAUAAACUGCAAUACAAAGUCAUAAGGAUGUCUCACCUGCAUUUAAUGAACCGUAAAAGCAGUUCUCAAAGUAAUUUUGUGAAUUUACAUUUUAAUACAGGUGGGAAAUGUUUAAAUAAUGAGUCAAAUAAUAGUAAAAUAAUUCAUUAAAUAAACUUUUUUUAUUCAUCUAUUUUCUUCAACUAGUCUGAGGUCUGGUCGUGGGGGCAGCUGCAGAUGCAAAGAGGCCCGGCUCUCACCCUCAGUGUAACCCUCCACCACCUCUUCCAAGAGAACACUGAGGGGUUCCACCCCCUAGUCACCUCUCUAUAGAGGUGACCUGAGCCGAGGCGUCUCUCAAUGUUGAGGAGCAGCAGUUCUACUCCAAGCCUCUCCCGGUUGCCCCACCCUGUCUCUGAGCAGAGUCCAGGUGCCCUUUUUUUAAAAGAAGUCUUUUGAUCUACCACAAUGAAUAAGAGUGAAUGACAGAAAAAAUAUUUUUAUAAAGAUAUUCUAAUGCACUUCACUGAAUAUUAAAGUAUCUUUUCAUUUAAAUAUCCAUAUUAACAUCCACAGUUGCAGUUAACUGUUGUGUACAGUGGGCUUUUAUCUUCGACUUCCUCAUACAGCUGUGAAAGUGUCAUUUCCUGUU
This is a messenger RNA of Synchiropus splendidus (mandarinfish), 2286 nucleotides long. RefSeq names its product UDP-galactose-4-epimerase (gene gale). Gene Ontology annotation, biological process: beta-D-galactose catabolic process via UDP-galactose, Leloir pathway. Gene Ontology annotation, cellular component: cytosol. Gene Ontology annotation, molecular function: UDP-glucose 4-epimerase activity. The transcript is spliced from 11 exons. NCBI's taxonomy places the organism in Eukaryota, Metazoa, Chordata, Actinopteri, Syngnathiformes, Callionymidae. The coding region runs from base 123 to 1175 and encodes 350 amino acids. The record is from RefSeq and is a predicted model, not a curated record.